AUGACCAGGUACAGAGCACCGGGGCCCCCCAGCCUGGCAGUCUCAAGAACCAACCAACCCCCCUUGUCCACUGCGAGCUGGUCCAGGAUUGGUGCGCUGUACCUAUCUGCAGACUGCACCAGUAUCCGCGGUGCGCGUCCUGCCCGUGAUGCGCAUCGCAGGUACCUGCCGGGCGAGGUUCAAGCCGAGAGUUACCUCCAGCCUGGAACCUACCAGCUCGAAGAUGCAGUUGCAGAACAGUGCCAAUCCAAUCGCAGAAUCCCACCAUAUGUCUGUCUCUCUGCUUUCCCCUCCCCCUCUCUGAAGUGCAUCCCAGCAAGUUGUCUGCACUUGACACCCCUGUCAUCCUAG
This is a messenger RNA of Colletotrichum lupini, 351 nucleotides long. RefSeq lists its product as uncharacterized. The record is from RefSeq and is a predicted model, not a curated record. Lineage: Eukaryota; Fungi; Ascomycota; Sordariomycetes; Glomerellales; Glomerellaceae. The transcript has a single exon. Bases 1 to 351 code for a protein of 116 amino acids.